GAAAAAGAAAGAUUCUUAUCUGGAGAUUGAAAUGUCGCCUUCACCGGUAGACAGCAAGGUGCUUGAUACGCCUGCAAUAUCUAUUCCCACCCCUGAAAAGGACGAAAAGCUUCUCCUUCGGGCCCUAGAUCGUGGUGCGCCGGGUGACAAAGGAAGCCUAUCUCAGAACAAAACACCAGAAGAGAAAGAGCUUUCGAGGCGGAGGAAUCAGUACUAUGACGAAGCGUUUGCAUAUCGAGAGUCCAACUCUUCAGCGCGGGAGAGGAUCUCAAAAGAAUCACUGGUUAUGGCAGAUAUAAAGACAAAUGUCAUUAUUAAAGACGAAUAUACCUUUGUUACCGACCUCUCUUGUUUCCUGUCCGGCCGUUACCAACGACCAGAAUCCUCCAUCAUCGUCGCGCUUACACAUUCUGCAUGUUUGCUCUUCCGUGGAUCUUUUGACCCUGCCUACAUAUUUUCAAUAACAGCUCUCCCUUCGCAGGUACAACCAACAACAAACAGGAGAAAUGCAGCACUCAUACAGACCAGCUUGGAGGAAUCGCUAGGGGUCUGUCCUGAGCGAGGCUUGGUCAAGUUCAUUUCCAUACCGGAAGAGAAUAUAGCGAGUAAUGGCAAGACAGUUUCAGGUGCGAUAGAGGAUUUGGAGAUGGGGAUUGGAGAAUACAGUCUGGGGAGGACCUUAUCGCCAGGCAAGACGAGGAGCACGACAGGCAAGAUAAAGCGCAGUACGAAGUCAAUGCAUGACCUGAAGAUUUCAGGUCCGUUAUCCACUCAUUCUGAGCAGAGAACACCACUGAGGAGCGAUGAGGGGAGUCCAGCUGUACCAGAAAUUCCCACGGAAAAGAGCAUGAUAGACCAGAGAGCCGCGAAGGCGCAGAGAAUGGGACGGCGGAAGAGCUUCAUAGCAUCUAUGUUCAGCAGGUGAUAAUCAUGUGUGACCUGUGAAUCUCAGGCCUUUGGGUACUGACCGUUUUGAUCGUCGUGAAUUGUAUUUCUCUUCCGG
Amorphotheca resinae ATCC 22711 is the source of this 1003-nucleotide messenger RNA. RefSeq lists its product as hypothetical. Lineage: Eukaryota; Fungi; Ascomycota; Leotiomycetes; Helotiales; Amorphothecaceae. Gene Ontology annotation, molecular function: phenylpyruvate tautomerase activity. The transcript has 2 exons. The record is from RefSeq and is a predicted model, not a curated record. Bases 32 to 925 code for a protein of 297 amino acids.